Myzus persicae (green peach aphid) is the source of this 1108-nucleotide messenger RNA. RefSeq lists its product as uncharacterized. NCBI's taxonomy places the organism in Eukaryota, Metazoa, Arthropoda, Insecta, Hemiptera, Aphididae. The annotation marks the transcript as partial. The record is from RefSeq and is a predicted model, not a curated record. The transcript has a single exon.
AUGUCUGUGGCAACGACGUCUGUGGCUCAGUCAAAACUAUCAGUCACUGAACAGUCUAAAUCAGAAUCAAGUGUCCAAUCAAUACUCCACCAAAUGAUGGCCAAAAUCAAUGCCAAUCAUACCAGAACUGAGGAACAGUUCGAAGCCCUACAUCGAAGGACGGAAGAGGGAAUUAAUCAAUGUAUCCAGCGUUAUCAACUGACGGACACUCGUCUAACAAGAGUAGAGGACGAAAAUGUGGUCAUAAAAACUCAGGUGGACCAACAAACCACGAACAACCAGGUCACCGAGAAUCGCCUCAACACACUGGAGACACAAAUUGUGCAGAUGAGAACGGAGAUCUCCCAGAUAUCGGACAAACACCGAAAAUCUACGAACCAUGAUCAAUCACAAAUUCUAAAACCCAGUGUCUUGUCUUCAACUGCUGUUCAACCCAAUCUGUCCGGCCGCAGUAAUGUGUCUCCGAUGCCCCCGACAGCUUCAACCACUAACCUCGUGAAUACGUUCGAUUCACGAAGCUCAUCGUUUUUGGAAGCUCAAGAACGUUUCCAGGAUUCCGUAUCUGAAUUCUCCGGGCAAAUUAAAGAAAUCCAUCCACAAAAAUUUAUUGGACAAGUUGACGCCUACUUCGACAGCGUACAUGUGUCACCUGCCCAACAACUUAUCUCCACACAUCGACGUUUAGUAGGAGAUGCUCAAAUUUGGUACGAGUCAUUAAUCCCAUCACCUCGUUCAUACGCUGAAUUUCGUCUGUUAUUUCUUCAACAUUUCUGGUCUCCGGCGACUCAACGGAAAGCCCGAAAUGAGAUUUUUCGGCAUUAUCAAUACACUAGAUCCGAUGGUUUAGCUACACAUGCCAUGAAAUGGAUAGCCGGGGCUAAGUAUCUCAACCCACCUAUCGAACAAUCCGAUCUCGUGUCUACUAUUAUUCAACACUAUCCCACAUCACUCGGAAUGGCAAUUCGAGGUCGAGGACCCCGUGACACCAACGAGCUGUUAUCAGUUUUGAUGGAAUUUGAAGAAUCAGCGUCAUUUUGCGAACGACGUCGUGAAGACAACCAGGUUCGACCACCAUUCCAACACCAAAAUAAUGGAAAUCAACAACCUC